Molecule: messenger RNA, 1130 nt
Organism: Tachyglossus aculeatus (Australian echidna)
Lineage: Eukaryota; Metazoa; Chordata; Mammalia; Monotremata; Tachyglossidae
Gene: IFT22
Product: intraflagellar transport 22
Exons: 5
Coding region: 63-632 (189 amino acids)
Biological process (GO): intracellular protein transport
Cellular component (GO): endomembrane system
Molecular function (GO): GTPase activity
Source: RefSeq, a predicted model, not a curated record
CAUGGCAACAGUCCUUGGCAACCGUCCUUAGCAACCGCGAGCGGACCGGACCGGACCGGACGAUGCUCAAGGCCAAGAUCCUGUUCGUAGGCCCCAGCGAGAGCGGGAAAACCAUCCUGGCCAACUUUCUGACUGACUCCUCGGAUAUAACGGAGUACAACCCGACGCAGGGAGUCAGGAUCUUGGAGUUUGAGAAUCCCCAGGUGACCAACCAAGGCACAGUAUGUGAAUUCCAGCUGUGGGACUGUGGAGGAGAUCGAAAGUUUGAGUCCUGUUGGCCGGCCCUCAUGAAGGACUCUCACGGCGUGGUGAUCGUCUUCAACGCGGACGUUCCCAGUCACCUGAGGGAGAUCGAGAUGUGGCACUCCUGCUUCAUCCAGCAGCAGCUGCUUCCCGACGCCCAGUGCCUCCUCAUCGCCCACCGCAAGCCCGGCUCCGGCCCCGGCUCCGGCGGGGACCAGGGCAACGGGACCCUGUUGCUGGCUUCUCCGCUGAACAGUCUGAAGCUCGUCCACUCAGACCUGGAGGAGGAGCCCGAAGAGAUCCGCACGGAGUUCACCAAGUACCUCAGGAGCGUCGUCAACUCCCUGUCCGAGUGCCAAGACAAGGAAGAGCUGGCCAUUAUCGCCUAACCCGGAAAAUCAGCUGGUAGGGCCCGCCCCGGAUCGACCGAUUGACCGGGAAAUUAGCCCGACCCCAGGUAACGUUCAUGUAGUAUGGGUACCUGUCAACACCAUCCUCUCGCUUGGCCAUCUUUCCUCCUGGCCCAGGAGGAAAGGGAAAUCUCCCGGAGGUGAGGAAGAAAUCCCCCCCGACCCCAAAAGCCUGAUGACUUAGAAGGCAGAAUCCACCUUGUCUUGUCCCUUCCCGACCCGGAAACCUCCGGGCCAUCUGGCCGAAGACCGGUCUCAGAUCCCCGUCGGAAAACUCAAACAUCGAGUUUCGUUUUCCUUGGCUAAUCUUGGGAGGAGGGACUUUUGACUAGUCUUAUCCCGGGAUCUGUUCCAGUAGUUGCAACACUGGUUUGAACACGGUGGUGUUGCUUUGUGUUUGUUGUUUUGCGUUUUGUUCUUUUUUUUUUUUGAAUUCACAAGGAAAAGCGGCCAUUAAACAUUUCGUUCGAAACCAUU